AUGAAGAAGUUCCUACUCGAGCGAGGCCUCCGACCACGCUCAGACUUUGCCAAAGCCGUCGGGAUCGAAACGCCCGCCACUUUGGACGAAUUCUUCCUCAAGGCUCAAGCAUACAUACAAUACGAGGAAAAGGAGGCGGCUCACGCAGUCCGUAACUCAAGACAGGAAGAGAACACUGAAAGUGCUCGUCAAGACGACUCUCGCCGAGGAAAUGAUAAGAAGAAAGAAGAUAAAGGUCGGGAUCCAAAAGACUACAAGGCACCAGCAGGGAAGUUUCGGGAAUACACCCCACUGAAUGCAUCCAGGGAACGCAUUCUGAACGAGGGCACGAACGCAGAAUUCCAAACGGGCAAAGUCCACUUCAUAAAGUCCAUGCCCGCAUGGCCAAACAUAGAUAAAUCGAAGUUCUGCCGGUUCCAUAAAGGCCACGGGCAUAACACGGAAGACUGCAUCCACCUGAAAGAUGCAAUUGAAAUAUUAAUCCGAGAUGGACACCAAAAGCAAUAUCCGAAGAAGCAAGAGGCCGCCAAAGAGGCCAAGCCAGUCACCGAGGAAAAGCCAAUGGAAGACACGUCCGCCAUGCAAGUGGCCAUGAGUAUCACCAGACCGGAGGACUUUUACCUCCCAAACUGGGCCAGGGUGUCUUCCACCCCUUCUCCUCAUAGCCCAUGGGAAAUUUUCCCUUCCGCCAUGGUCAUAUUCGGAGGAGGAUUCAGCAAACUCACCGUCGGAUCCGUAAAACGAAAAUUCGAUGAACUAAUCUCAGCAAGUUCAAGCAAAGUCGCUACCCUCGUCCUGGCCAAGGGCGGCUCAUCCUCCGUAUCUUUCUACAAGGUUGAACUUCCCGGAGGAGCGCCCAACGCGACCAUCCCCCUCCUUAUCCAGACCCGAAUGGCCAACUUAGACGUGCACCGCAUUCUGGUCGAUCAAGGGAGUUCGGUGGACAUCAUGUACUCCCAGUUAUUCAAGACGCUGCAACUGAAUGACAGCCACCUCACCCCCUACGUAGGAUCUGACCUACAAGGUUUCGACGGCACCGUGACAAAACCGUGGGGUUUCGUUGAGCUUAUCGUUUCAAUCGGAUCGGUGGAAAACCGCAAGGGCCGUCAAAAUCCAGUUCCUAGUCAUUGA
Vicia villosa (hairy vetch) is the source of this 1131-nucleotide messenger RNA. RefSeq lists its product as uncharacterized. The transcript has a single exon. The record is from RefSeq and is a predicted model, not a curated record. Lineage: Eukaryota; Viridiplantae; Streptophyta; Magnoliopsida; Fabales; Fabaceae. Bases 1 to 1131 code for a protein of 376 amino acids.